Molecule: messenger RNA, 2237 nt
Organism: Papaver somniferum (opium poppy)
Lineage: Eukaryota; Viridiplantae; Streptophyta; Magnoliopsida; Ranunculales; Papaveraceae
Product: pentatricopeptide repeat-containing protein At1g62670, mitochondrial-like
Exons: 2
Coding region: 79-1809 (576 amino acids)
Molecular function (GO): protein binding
Source: RefSeq, a predicted model, not a curated record
UGGAGAGAAACCGUCCUCUGAUACAUGUUUUAUCACACUCGAUACAUUCCACCUUGAUAGAUAGAAGAAGAGGAAAAGAUGAAUUUGGGACAAAAGAAAUUACUGAUCACAAGAGUAUUGUCCAGUUAUCAUCAACAUCAUUCAUUUCUAUUAUGUUUGAGAGAAUAUAACUCAGGAGGCAGCAAUAAUAAUAAUAAUAGUAGGAUGUCACCACUUGAGAAAUUUGUGAGAGAUGAGUGUAUGUCUGGAAGAAUUAAGAAGCUUGAUGAUGGUUUGAAAUACUUUGAUCAACUGAUUCUCGAAAGGCCAUCGCCAUCAAAUGUUAUAUUUAAUCAUGUAUUGGGAUCAUUAUCGAAGAUCAAAUGUUACACAGAUGUCAUUAUGUUGUAUAAGAAGAUGUGUCUGGUUGGAGUAAAACCUGAUUUUGUUACAUUGAACAUCUUGAUUAAUUGUUGCUGUCAACUAGGAAAAGUUGAUCAUGGGUUUUGUUUGCUUGGAGAGAUCAUAAAGAGAGGUUAUCACUCUAAUGUUACCACUUUCACUACCCUGAUUAAGGGUCUGUGUCUGCAAGAAGAGAUUAUUUUUGCAAUCAAAGUGUUCGACAAAAUGACUGACACAGGUAUUCAGCCAAAUGUGGUUACAUGUACUACCCUUAUAUCUGGGCUUUGUAGAAUCGGUAAUGUGGGUCGUGCUAUUCAGCUGAAAAACAAUAUGGGGAAAUGGAACUGCAGACCUAAUGUUGUUUCAUAUUGUGCGAUUAUGGAUACCCUUUGCAAAGGAGGGCUAGUUGAUGAAGCUUUAAUCCUCUUCUCUGAAAUGCUUGGAGAUUCAAAUGUUGUCCCGAAUGUAGUUGUUUAUAAUUCUAUGAUCAAUGGACUUUGCAAUUCAGGACGGCUGAAUGAGGCAAGGAGACUCCUUGAAGAGAUGGCUGAUAGAGGAAUAUCUGCUGAUGUAACGACUUAUAACUCUUUGAUUCAUGGUCACUGCUUACAUGGUGAAUUGGAAGAAGCAAGAAGAUACUUUGAUGAAAUGAUGGAUCUAGGGCUUUCAUCUGAUACAGUAACCUUUAGUAUCUUAAUAGAUUCACAUUGUAAAGACGGAAUGAUAGAAGAUGCUUGGGGAUUAUUUGAACUGAUGGACAAGAUAAACAUACAACCUAAUCAGAUUACUUAUAAUUCGAUGAUGGGCAGUCUGUGCUUGGCAGGCCAGCUGCAAGAAGCGGUUAAACUGUUUGAGUCAAUGGUAGAUAGGGGCCUUGCGCCAAAUGAGUUCAACUACGGUGUGUUAAUCGAUGGGUAUUGCAAGAAUCGUAAGUUGGAUGAAGCUAUGCAGUUAUUCAAUAAAAUGAAACAAAAUGGAUUGGAACCCUCAAUUGUUACAUACACUAUACUAUUAAGGGGAAUAUACCUGGAUGGAAGAGUGAAGACUGCUCAGAGGUUUCUUAAUGAGAUGCAAUCUUUAGGUCUAUCUCCAAAUGAAGUUACAUAUGGUACAAUUUUGGAUGGUCUCUUCAAGAAUGGGAAAGUGGAGGAGGCAAUAGAGUUGUUUGAAUCCAUCGAGGGUACUGGUAUCCCAGCUGAUAAUUACAUGUACAACAUUCUUAUUCAUGGUCUGUGUCAGGCUGGCAUGAUAGAAGAUGCAAGAAAACUGUUUAUUGAAUUUCCAAAAAAGGGAUUAUUGCCUGAUGUAGUAACAUAUACCACAAUGAUAAAUGGCCUCUUUCGUUGCAAGAUGUUAUUGAAAUGGAAGAGAAGUGUUGUUUGCCAAAUGCUAGGACAUAUGAUACCAUCAUCAAGGUUUUCUCGAUAGAAAAAAACUGUCAAGGCCUUGCAAUUUCUUGGCAAGAUGCGUGAAAGAAACUUUGCACCAAGUGAUUCUGUUAUUUCUUUGUUAGUAAAUACCCUCUCAGCAGUUGAGCUAAAACCUCUGUAGGUUUUUUGUUUGUUAUGUUAUUGUGGAGGUAGGACGGAAUCUGAUUCUCUCAGGUUCUUCAAACGAGUACAGUGCAGUAUGGACUGCUGGUAGUUGGUCUUUGCAGAUCCCUAAGAUUAAUAGAACAACAGCGAACAUGUAAAAGAGCAAUUCUGAAGCUUCCAGUUUCAGACUUUAAGCACAAAAGAGAAGAUUUAGUGGCAUAUAUCUUUACCUUGUUUACCAGUGUAUGGUGUGCCUUACAGACUGUACAAUAGAGUGAUUUAGUGACUUUUUUAACUUUCUUUUCCUAUUUAUUUGUCAUA